GACGUGAUGAUUUUUAUCUUUGAAGAGAACACGAAAUAUCACACGAUGAUGCGCCUUCAGUUCUCUUACGGGGAAUGCGAAAGCUCCUCGCGUAGAAUGCCGAAAUUUGUUGCUGCUAGUGUGUCCGGCGUUCGCAUGCUGCGGAUUCUUCUCCUAGUUUUAUGGAUCCUGGAAUCCUUGAGCACAGCAAAAUCUAAUUUCAUCCACCACGAGCCAGGCGGGUUACAUACCCUCGAGCGUUUCUCAACCUGCUUGUGUCUUCACAAAACGUGAUUGCAUUGAUUUUAGUGCCUUGAUGCUGAGAAAGAAAUCGCAGGUGGUGGGGAACCAUCUAGCAGGCACAUCUCGGAGGCACAAGCCGUCCACGCGUUACAGCGUAUAACGGCGACGUUUGAGGCCCGAACGGGCGCAACUAGUGUGCCUCAUUGGUGUAAUCUUACAGUGUAUGGGUC
Molecule: messenger RNA, 452 nt
Organism: Coccomyxa subellipsoidea C-169
Lineage: Eukaryota; Viridiplantae; Chlorophyta; Trebouxiophyceae; Coccomyxaceae
Exons: 1
Coding region: 7-273 (88 amino acids)
Source: RefSeq, a predicted model, not a curated record